Prunus avium (sweet cherry) is the source of this 1764-nucleotide messenger RNA. NCBI's taxonomy places the organism in Eukaryota, Viridiplantae, Streptophyta, Magnoliopsida, Rosales, Rosaceae. The record is from RefSeq and is a predicted model, not a curated record.
GACAAACUAAGUAACAAACAAAAGCAACAUGACCAGAUUGGUUUUUUCUUGACUUUUCUUCUCAACAAUCAGGAGCAAGAAAAGCUUUAAAAACUCGGUAGGGUUCAUUCAGAGAAAGAGAGAGAGAUAGCCAAAGAGAAAAACAAGACCCAAAAAAAUGACUACUUUGGGAGGCCUAAUAACCAUUCUUUCAAGCUUUCUGUGUCUGCUCCUUGUCUUAGCUUUCAUCAAGAUCCUUCACAAACUAUGGUGGACUCCGAUUCGCAUACAGAAGCUGGUGGCUUUGAAGGGGAUCAAAGGCCCUUCUUACAGAUUCAUCUAUGGAAAUACCAAAGAAAUCUCCAACAUGAAAAAGGAAGUCAUGGGCAGGCCUCACAUUUUAUCACACGACAUAUUUUCCGUAGUUCAACCUCACGUUCACUCGUGGACCAACAUAUAUGGGAAGAAUUAUCUUCAAUGGCAUGGUUCUCGAGCUCAGUUGGUCAUAACAGAACCUGAGUUGUGCAAAGAGAUACUGAAUAACAAAGACAGAGCUUAUCCGAAAAGAGAGCCCCCAAACAUUUCAAGGAAGCUAGUUGGAGAUGGCCUUGUGGCAACAAGCAAAGCUGAAAAAUGGGCAAAAUUGCGAAAGCUGGCCACCCAUGCUUUCCAUGGAGAGAGUUUAAAAAGUAUGAUUCCAGAUAUGGUAGCUAGUGCCGAGAUGAUGCUAGAAAGGUGGACAGUUUAUGAAGGAAAAGAGAUUGAGGUGUUUGAAGAGUUUAGAUUGUUCACUUCGGAAGUGAUUUCGAGAACAGCAUUUGGCAGCAGCUAUUCAGAAGGACAGGACAUAUUUGAAAUGUUGAGGAAGUUAGGCUUCCUAAUAUUCAAAAAUAUUCUCAAAUUCAGGGUUCCUGGCAUCAGUAAGCUCUUCAAAACCAGCGAUGAGAUCGAAUCGGACAAACUUGAGAAAGGAAUCAAUGCCUCCAUAAUAGAGAUGGUUAAGAAAAGAGAAAAGAAGACAAUGACUGGAGAAAACGACAGCUUUGGGAGUGAUUUUCUUGGAUUACUUCUGAAGGCUAAUCAUGAAGCCAAUGAGAACCAGAGGAUUUCGGUGCAGGAGAUAAUUGACGAGUGCAAGACGUUUUACUUUGCCGGACAAGAAACCGCUAAUACUUUGCUUGCUUGGACUGUCUUUCUUCUGGCACUCCUUAGACUAGGAAAGCUGAUUGUUCCUAGUAAUCUUGAAUUGGAUGUCUCAAUCCUAGCACUUCACCAUGAUCCUCAAAUCUGGGGACAAGAUGUGCAACUUUUCAAACCAGAGAGAUUCUCGGAAGGGGUUGCCAAAGCAACCAACAAUCAUGUAGGUGCAUUCAUACCCUUUUCAAUGGGACCUCGAAUUUGUGUGGGCUUAAACUUUGCGACAACAGAAGUGAAGAUUGCUUUGUCAAUGAUUCUACAACGUUACGCCUUCACCCUUUCCCUGGGUUAUGUCCACUCGCCCUUACAUCUUCUUACAGUUCGUCCACAACAUGGAGUACAGGUAAGGCUACAACCACUUUGAACUGCGAAGAUCAGGUCAGUAGCCCAUGAUUCUUGUACUUGGUGCAUAAAGUGGGCAUAACCCAUGUUGUGCCUAUGAAUGUUGCACUUUGAGACAAGACAGACAAGAGCUAACUUGUCAAUUAUCCUUUCAAGUUUACAAAGCGAUUGUUCUCUUUAGUUUUGCAGUAUUUUGCUGAGUCCAAAUUAUUCCUGUUUGUUUUUGUUUUCUGGGUAGAAUGAAAU